AUGCCUAAAAGUAGAGAUAAAUUAAUCAAAGAACAGAACGAUAGAUUGUUGGUGAAGAUGGUUUUUGCAAAUGCUUGCUUAUAUAUUGAUUAUGUUAAAAGUGUUUCCCCACCGGGAUUUGUAGCAGCUACGUGGGCUCGAAUUGCACAAGAAUUACAAAAGUUUGUCAGUAAUAUUACAGAUCCUCAAAAUCGGUGGAAGCAAUUAAAAGUAUCGUUUAAUGGACACCAUAAAAAUUCGAAUACAGGAUGGUACUUAUACGAGGAUAUGCUGUUCACGGCGGAGCAUAGCAGAGUAAAAAGACCAAAGACCGUACUUCAUCCUCAGCUAUCAGUAGUAGAUUUUAAUUUGCCUCAGGCACCAAAUGUUUCAUGGCAUCAGACAUCACAGUUUUAUGACAGUUCAGAUGAAUCUCCAAAGUUAUGUGGCCUACAGAAUGUCGCAAAAUCGUCAGAAGCAUCUCAACAGAUGUCAUUAGAUUCUUAUGAGAAUAUGGGAAAAUCCGCUAUAGCUUGUGACGUAGAGUAUGUUGAAGACAAUAAUUUCCUCGAAAAUGAUGAGGACAUAAAAAUGGAAUCGUACUCCGAAUAUGACGUACUUCAGUAUGAUGGCGAACUUAUUGCAGUGGACGAUAGCUGUAAAUCAAAUGAUUCUAUUUCAUCGCAUAAAGAAAAUAUGAAAGAAACGUCAAAUACUUUUGAUUAUUUGUCUCACAAUUUCAAUUCGUUUCCCGAGGAACAACCAACGUCACAAAUGCUCUCUGAAGUGGAGUCGUCUAAACAGAUACCAAAAAAAUUUAAAAUGUCUCCCAUAACCUCUGUACAAACAUCAAUUUUUCCACCAAAAGUACAUCCUGCUGAAUUUUUAUCAUUACAUGAGGCUCUAUCUCCAACUGCUGAAUUGCAACCUUCAGGGGAACAAUCUUCAACAAAUUGUGUCAUUUCCAAACCUAUUGUACCACUUUCAAUAACAUCCGCGUUUUCCCCAAUGUGUUCGCCAUACACAAAAUUGCAGUCACCAAGGGUUAAGUCUCCAACAAUUACUGAUAUUUCGAAACCUUCUGUGCCAUUUUCACUAACAUCGUCAUUUUCUCCAAUCCGUUUUCCCGUAACAGACUUGGAAGCAUCAGGAGUCAAAUCCUCUACACUUUCUGGUAUUCCAAAACCUACUGUGCCAUUUUCACCAACAUCGUCAUUUUUUCCAAUACCUUCUCCAUUUGCAGAAUUGCAAUUAGCAGGGGUAAAAUCUUCUACUACUGUACAACCUAAUGUGCCAUUAUCAUCAGCAUUGCCGGCGUCUUCUAUACGUUUGACACUCGCUAAAUUGCAAUCACCAGGAGUAAAAAGUUUUCCAAGUUCUACUACUACAGAACCUUAUGUGCCAUUAUCACCAGCAUCGUCAGCUUCUCCUAUACGUUCGCCAGUCGCUACAUUUAAAUCAUCUGAGGUAAAAUCUUCGACAAUGACUACUAUUCCAAAAUCUGCAGUGACAUUUUCAUCAAAGUCUUCGGCUUCUCCAAUCCAUAUACUAAUAAUUAAUAUUUACAGCGGAAUCUGUGUAAGUUAG
Leptopilina boulardi is the source of this 1566-nucleotide messenger RNA. RefSeq names its product probable maltase-glucoamylase 2. The coding region runs from base 1 to 1566 and encodes 521 amino acids. Lineage: Eukaryota; Metazoa; Arthropoda; Insecta; Hymenoptera; Figitidae. The record is from RefSeq and is a predicted model, not a curated record. The transcript is spliced from 3 exons.